This is a messenger RNA of Zychaea mexicana, 755 nucleotides long. RefSeq lists its product as uncharacterized. NCBI's taxonomy places the organism in Eukaryota, Fungi, Mucoromycota, Mucoromycetes, Mucorales, Lichtheimiaceae. The transcript has 2 exons. The coding region runs from base 252 to 695 and encodes 147 amino acids. The record is from RefSeq and is a predicted model, not a curated record.
AUUUUUUUUUGGGAAUCUCACUAUUGUUUCUGUUAAAGCAUGACGCAAUCCGGUUUCUUCUUUUCGUAUCUAUAUCACAUUCGUAUACAAAGCUCUUUUCUUCUUAUGUUGAAAAACAUAUCCUCCAAGCAGCUGCAGGAUUUGUCAAAUUCGCCCUGUAAACUCACGUGUAACGAUGUAACCAAGCAGAAAACAAAGUAAAACCCGCUUUACUCGAUGGGCAGGACUGUGUGACCCUCAAUUUUUCUGCUAUGGCCAUCUUUUUGCCCGUUGUGCUUGUUGGAGCUCCCAUUGGGUAUUUUACCUGGUCCAAAGUUUUCAAUGAAGCCGAUUACCAAGCUGCUAAAAUUUGCCAUGGACAAGUGAAAUCAAUGGAAGAAAAGAGUACGUCCGAGUUGUUGCGCGAAAGCUACCCACCUCGUUCGGGUUUUGCUGGUACCGUCGGUACCAUAGGCUCGUUUGGUAUUCUAGGCAAGACCAUGUUUGGCAAAAGCACGCGACAUCGAUUAUUUUUUGCACGAGCACCACCAGGCGCUGAUAUACGCUGGGUGACAUUUAAAAUGGCUGGUGAAAUACUACUACGUUGUGGUGCGGUGGUAUAUGGAGCAGCAGCCGGUGGUGCCCUGGCAGGGCGAUUGGCAGUAGCAAGACAGCCGCUACCAGUAACCUCACCCUCAUCCUCCACCAGCAAGUAAAAAUUGUACACACCUUUGAAGCAAUAAAAAACACUUAGAUUUACUUUGUUUACAACUAGG